CUGUGUUAGUAAAUACAAAGAAGAAGAAUACGACUUAGCAGCAACUCAACUGGACUAAUCAUGAGUGGUGGAUGUCCGUACUUUGAGAAAAGGCACCUGUUAUUCAAGAAUAAACCUCCCGUAGAGGAAGAUGGAGAUGCCUCCCAGGACGGAGUCAACAAGGCCAGUAGAGGAGGAAUCAUCUACGGAGACUACCUGAGGCUUGACAAAAUAGUCACAGCUCAGGUACUGCAAAGUGAACUGAAGGGUAAUAAGAUCCACGACGAGCAUCUCUUCAUCGUCACUCAUCAAGCGUAUGAACUGUGGUUCAAACAGAUUCUGUAUGAACUGGAUUCGGUGCGAGAGAUCUUCACCAGCGGACAUGUUCGAGAUGAACGCAACAUGCUCAAAGUCAACACUCGCAUACACAGGAUAGUAAUGAUCUUCCGGCUGCUGGUUGACCAGUUUUCAGUUCUGGAGACAAUGACAGCCUUGGACUUUUUUGAUUUCAGGGAAUAUCUGGCUCCGGCCUCCGGCUUCCAGAGUCUUCAGUUCCGGCUCCUGGAGAACAAAAUCGGGGUCCCCGACAACCUGAGGGUUCCCUACAACAGACGCCACUACAGGGACAAUUUCAAGGGCCACGACAGCGAGAUGCUGCUCACCACCGAGGAAGAGCCCACGCUGCUGAAGCUGGUCGAGGAGUGGCUUGAGAGAACUCCCGGCUUGGAGAUAGAUGGAUUCAAUUUCUGGGAAAAGCUGAAAAUCAAUAUAUUUGAUGGGCUGAAUCGAGAGAAGGAGAAAACUGAGAAAAUGCCAGAUUCUGAGGAGAAGGAGGAGCUGACGGCCGAGCUGGCCAAACAGAGGGAGCUCUUCUCAUCUCUGUUUGAGGAGAAACGUCAUGACCACCUGGUCAGCAAAGGUGAGAGGCGGCUCUCCUACAAGGCUCUGCAAGGCGCUCUGAUGAUCUUCUUCUACAGAGAGGAGCCGAGGUUUCAGGUUCCCUUCCAGCUGCUCACAUCCCUCAUGGACAUCGACACCCUCAUGACAAAAUGGAGAUAUAAUCACGUCUGCAUGGUGCAUCGUAUGAUCGGCAGCAAGGCUGGCACCGGGGGCUCGUCCGGCUACCACUAUCUGAGAUCCACCGUCAGUGACCGCUACAAAGUGUUCGUAGAUCUGUUCAACCUGGCGACGUACCUGGUGCCGCGUCACUGGGUCCCCAAGCUGGAUCCCAGCGUCCACACCUUCCUGUACAUGGCGGAGUGCUGCGACAGCUCGUACUGCAGCAGCGAGGACUCGGACUAGAGCGGCUCGGCCUCGGGUCCCGGCUUCGCCUCAGCGUGACAGAUGUCACAGACACGGAUCCCUUUGCUGAAAGGUUGCUGUGAACAGGUGUACAGGUGCACAGAAAGGUCAUGAAAAAUGUUUUGCAGAACAACAAACAUGUAACCGAAUACAUUAUAUAAGUAUAUACGUGAAAGAAAUGCAUGAUUUGUCAUGAAUAAGGGCAUAUGUACUCAACUUUUCUUAAGCAAAACGAAAUGAUAGAAAAAAAAGAUGCCGUGUCCUAAUAAUCAAACUAAGACAUGCAAGACUCGGAAGUUACGCAAAUCAAGAAGCCGAAUCCGGCUUUUCUGCUGCAAGUAGUGCAGAAAGAAGGCUUCUUGAACGGAGCUGCUUUGAUGUUCCAUCUAUAAACAUAUUUAAAGGACCAGACUGACCUGAAGGUGCAGGAGCACCGCUGCUGGGUCCUUAUAGAAACGCAGCUUCUUUCAUGUCGGCAUGUCUUCGGGCUCCGUUUCCAACAACUGGCAUCUGGCUUUAGUGGAACUAAAUGUAAACUGUGUAAAAUAGAACCUCAACCAGAUCAAUGUCGACUUCUAACACGCAACUCUGCACACGGUGUAAAUGACAGUAAUUAUUGUACAUAAUGUUGUGAUGUCGCUCUUAUGGACAUGUUUUGUAUAAUAUUACACGUGAUAUUAAUUUUGUGAUGUAUUUAUACAGUGAUUAAUGUGAUUAUCUUUUUUGUAUAGAAUAAUCCAUCCUAUUACUCAUAAGAUGUUUGUUUUUAAAAAGGUAGAUAUUUUGUACAGGAAAGCUGUUCAUAUUUUUUUGUCAGUGGCGUGUGAGUUAUAAUCCAACAUUUGAAAACAUAUGAAGUGAUUUAUUUUGUUUAGAUAUACAAGAUGGGCCACAUUUCAAUAAAAACAUUAUCCAAACUGA
Cololabis saira (Pacific saury) is the source of this 2202-nucleotide messenger RNA. RefSeq names its product tryptophan 2,3-dioxygenase a (gene tdo2a). The record is from RefSeq and is a predicted model, not a curated record. NCBI's taxonomy places the organism in Eukaryota, Metazoa, Chordata, Actinopteri, Beloniformes, Belonidae. The transcript is spliced from 12 exons. The coding region runs from base 61 to 1281 and encodes 406 amino acids. Gene Ontology annotation, molecular function: L-tryptophan 2,3-dioxygenase activity; heme binding; metal ion binding.